Messenger RNA from Eremothecium sinecaudum, 288 nucleotides. It is a transcript of the gene LSM2, whose product is annotated as Sm-like protein LSM2. NCBI's taxonomy places the organism in Eukaryota, Fungi, Ascomycota, Saccharomycetes, Saccharomycetales, Saccharomycetaceae. Bases 1 to 288 code for a protein of 95 amino acids. The record is from RefSeq and is a predicted model, not a curated record. Gene Ontology annotation, cellular component: Lsm1-7-Pat1 complex; catalytic step 2 spliceosome; U6 snRNP. Gene Ontology annotation, molecular function: RNA binding. Gene Ontology annotation, biological process: mRNA splicing, via spliceosome. The transcript has 2 exons.
AUGCUAUUCUUUUCAUUCUUUAAAACGUUAGUGGACCAGGAGGUCACUGUGGAGCUGAAAAACGACAUAGAACUGAAGGGAACCCUGAAAUCAGUUGACCAGUUCCUGAAUCUGAAACUUGAUAACAUUUCCUGUAACAAUGAGGCGAAGUAUCCUCAUCUUUCAAGUGUGAGGAAUAUAUUUAUUAGAGGCUCUACAGUACGUUAUGUAUAUCUUAACAAAAGCAUGGUUGACACAAACCUUCUCCAAGACGCCGCUAGAAGAGAAGCUAUGAGCGAAAAGAAAUAG